AAAUAUUUUUUGUCAAUUAAACCUAUAUACGUUUAUGUUACUUAAUUAUUUUGUGUAAUCAUCUAAGAAAAUAUAUAGAUAUAUAUAAAAAAAUUCAAUUACUUUGAAAAUAUAUAUUUGUAUUGUUUAAAAUUAUGUUUUAAAAGAAAAAUAUUUCUUUUUCUAAUAUCAAGAUCAUUUGUGUGAACUUUUUUUCUUAUGAAAUCACAUUAUAUACAAAUAUACUUUGUCAUCUACGAAUAUGUAGAUAAAAAAAAGUAUUUUAUUACUUCAAAAGUAUAUUUUUUGUUACUUAAAGAUAUCGUUUAAAUGGAAUAUUACUAUUUUGUGAACUUUUUUUUUUUUUUAUGAAAUCAUAUUAUAUAUAUAUAUAUAUAUAUAUAUAUAUAUUUCGUUUUUAAAUUAUUUUUAAAACUUUUAAAUGUUUCCUUUUUAUUUAUAUUGUUAUUUGGAAAAUUUUUAAAAGUAAAGAAUAAUAUUUAAAUGUACUUUUUUAUUUCAUUAGGGGCAACGUAGUAAUCAACCACCAUGAGAGUUAACGUGAACGUGACACCUAGAAAAGUGACUUCUCGAAUAAUAUUAUAGAGAUAUAGAGUAUUUGCAUUAUAUAUAUGACUUGAACACAUACUCCGAGCAUCAUUAUUAUAUGACCAAAAGACGUUUUGGUUCUCGUGUGUGUUCUCUCGAUCGAAUAUCAAGGUACCGACAGUAAACCUGACCAACCAAGUCCCUUCAACACCGGGAAGCAACUACUCGACAAUGAAUAUACUCCCUAUCCAUGAAUUUACCCUCUUUCCUCGCUCGGCUCUCCUCAAGCUUUUUACUUACGUUAAACUUUAAUAAAAAAUUAAUACUGAAAAGUUAUAACAAAUACUAAAUGAAUAUAUUUUAAAUUGAGCAACCCGAUUAAAAAUAUCUCAAUAAACAUUUAAUAUAUCUAUCUAUAGCUAUUGAUAUAUUUUGAAUCCAAACCAAUUUUAAUUUUUAGAAUCAUAAAAAACACAUUUUUAACAAAUAAUAAAGAAAUAUACCAAUACAUUUCUAACAAAUAAUAAAAACAACACAUUUUUAUACUAAUAUAUUCAUAGAAAUAAACUCGAUAAUAUACCAUAGAUACAUUACAUCAUUUAUUAUGAAUAUAUAUAUUAGCUUGAAAUGACUAUGUAAUGUCAUUUAUCAUCUUUUAUAAUUUAUAUACAUGUGAAUAAUUGAAGGAAUACAAAAAUUUAUUUACUAUAAAAUAAAUCAAAUAUAUUUAAUAAAUCAUAAUCCACAUGUUUUUGGUAGUAUGGCAACAUUUGUCACUAGUAUCAAAAAUUUAUUUACUAUAAAAUAAAUCAAAUAUAUGUUAAACAUUUCCCUUUCGUCUUAUUCAAAAAGUGACAAAUCACGUUGCCAUACUACGAAAAACGAAACGAAACGAAUAUAUUCGUUUUGAUUCACGUGGCCUCGGAAACCAUCAUGAAGCUUGGCAACACUGACUGGUUAUGUAAACAUAGUUGUGAUAAAAUGAUAAUUAAAUCUGGUUAGUACCACAUGUGUGUAAGGAAAUUACACCACUACCACUAAAUGUGUGCAUUAUUUAACUUAAUCAUACAUCCAAUACGAAAUAAUCUGAUAUAUAUAUAUAUAUAUAUAUAUAUUUUUUUUUCUUUUUAUAGCGUAAUUACAACACUACCACUAGAUGUGUGCAUUAUUUAACUUAAAUCAUACAUCCAAUGAGAAAUAAUCUGUUAUUAUAUAUAUAUAUAUUUAUAUUUAUAUUUAUAUUUAUUUAUAACGUAAGUACACAACUAGUUACUACUGGCUGUGUGCAUUAUUUAACUUAAUCAUAAAUCCAAUGAGAAAUAAUCUGUUAUAUAUAAUAUAUGCAACUAGUAUCUACACAACUACCUUUACUUCUACUAACCCAACCUUUCUUGCUCUAGCUCCCCUUCUUUUUUUUUGGAACUGAUUCUUAGCUCUAGCUCCCCUUCUUUGUCAAAGGUUAAAUUUCUUUCGUCUUUUUAGCUCUUCAUUUACGUUUCAAAGUAGUUCAAUUUAGGGAUCCGUUGCUAAUUUCUUACAUAGAAAAAACAAACACUUAGCCAAUAUGACACAUGGAUUUGUUUACUUAGCUACAGUUGAAAGAUUUAUCUCCACUUUAUCUCAGUAUCUUGCAAACUCUUUGAGAAAAUAUAGUCAGUAAAUGUUUUUCACUAAAAUGGUAACUUCAUGUAGUAAUUUUAUUCACUAACGUAUGGGUUAAUAAACUUAAAAUAGUUGCUGCAGGAACUAUAUUCCAUGGCGCUAGUAUUCUCUUCUUGUGGGCUUGGUGCUGUAAUGAACCUCAGUGCUUUGAAAACCAAUGUUAGCUCCUCACACAAGAAAUUUCUUACUUGUAAAAGAAGCAAGAUAGUUGCAAGCAACCAAGGGACAAAUACAACCGCAAGCUAUUCUGCUCUCGCGACCGAGCCACUGACUAAAGAAGAUCUCAUUGCCUAUUUUUCUUCUGGAUGCAAGACAAAGGAAAUGUGGAGAAUAGGUACGGAACACGAGAAAAUCGGUUUUGAUGUCAAAACUUUGCGCCCUAUCACGUAUGAACAAAUAACUGCACUGCUUAAUGGUAUUUCCGAGAGAUUUGAUUGGGAUAAGGUGAUGGAGACUGGGACAAUCAUUGGUCUGAAACAGGGAAUGAAAAACAUAUCAUUAGAACGAGGAUGCCAACUAGAGCUAAGUGGAGCACCUCUAGAGACUUUGCACCAAACUUAUGAUGAGCUCCAUUCACACCUUUACCAGGUGAAAACUGUUGCUGAGGAUUUGGGAAUUGGUUUCCUAGGAAUUGGUUAUGAACCGAAAUCUAGUCUUGAGGAUGCAACCAUUGUGCGCAAGAGAAGGUAUGACAUUAUACAAGGCUAUUUAGACAGAACUGGCUCAGGACCUGACUUGGGUCUCAGAACGUGUACUGUUCAGGUCAAUCUAGACUAUAGUUCAGAAACCGAUAUGAUCAGGAAAUUUCGCGCUAGUCUAGCUUUGCAACCUAUUGUGACAGCUCUAUUCGCAAACUCCCCAUUUAGUAAUGGAAAACCAAAUGGGUUUCUAAGUAUAAGAAGUCAUUUAUGGAUAGAUACCGAUAAGAACCGGACAGGAAUGAUACCUUUUGUGUUCUAUGACUCAUUCGGGUUUGAGCGGUAUGUCGAAUAUGCACUUGAUGUUCCAAUGUGCUUCUUACACAGAAACAAAAGCUACCUCAACUGUAGAGGAAUGACAUUUCGGGAUUUCUUGUCUGGGAAAACUUCUCAUCUAUCUCAUGAACAGCCCACCAUUAACGACUGGGAAAACCAUAUAGGAACAAUAUGGCCAGAGGUUCGGUUAAAGAGAUACUUGGAGAUGAGAGGAGCUGAUGGAGGUUCCAGGGAGAUGUUGUGUGCCCUACCAGCUUUUUGGGUGGGUUUGCUAUACGACGAGGAGUGUCUCCAAGCUGUUCUUGAUAUGAUAGCUGACUGGACUACUGAAGAAAGAGAGAUGCUUAGGACACAAGUCCCAGUCACUGCCCUUAAGACAAUGUUUAGAGAUGGUCCCUUAAAACAUGUCGCAGAAGAUGUCUUAAAGCUAGCAAAGGAUGGUUUGGAGCGUAGAAACUAUAAAGAAACCGGUUUCUUGGAUGCUGUCGCCGAGGUAGCUAUAACAGGUAAUGUUUUAUUUUUGUUAUCAGCGGAAAGUAUUUGUAGGAUCAGUGUAUAUGAAGGUCCUAUUUUUCUUGGCAAAACCAGGUGUUACGCCUGCAGAGAAGCUCUUGAAGUUGUACAAUGGAGAUUGGGGACAAAGCGUAGAUCCUCUGUUUCAUGAAAUGCAAUACUAAGAAGACAAAAUCUCUUGGACAUGAGAUAUAGAGAUAAAAGUCCUCUUGUUCUUACACCAAAAAAAAAAGUCUUCUUGUUUCAAAUAAGUUUAAAAAGCUGUCGUUUGGUGUGUAUGGUACAGGAAAUGGUGAUUCUCGGAGUAAGAAUGUUGUGGGUAACUUGUAAAAGGGUUUAAUUAACUCGCACAGUUCAUGUGUGUUUGAAUCAUCCUUGUCUAGUUGCAGUAUUUCUAUUAAAUCUACAAAUAUUUAUAUUUUAUUAUUAUUAACUUGUAAAAGGGUUUAAUUAAGACGCCCUCGUUUCCAAUGCGGUUAAAAAAACUUCUCCAAACCGAGUUCCGGUUAUUAUUAAUUAUUUUAUUAUUAUUAUUAUUUUACCACACAUAUAAUAGCAUAUGCAUGUAGAGUACUGUUGCACAUGAAUGUGCUGAGUUUGUCUUACAUUACACUAUUAUCAGUGGCGGACCCAGCAAUAAUGUUUACAUGUGUCAUAAUAGAUAUAUUUUAAAAAA
Messenger RNA from Brassica rapa (field mustard), 4353 nucleotides. Its product is annotated as glutamate--cysteine ligase, chloroplastic-like. Lineage: Eukaryota; Viridiplantae; Streptophyta; Magnoliopsida; Brassicales; Brassicaceae. Gene Ontology annotation, biological process: glutathione biosynthetic process. The record is from RefSeq and is a predicted model, not a curated record. Gene Ontology annotation, molecular function: glutamate-cysteine ligase activity.